Trematosphaeria pertusa is the source of this 693-nucleotide messenger RNA. RefSeq lists its product as uncharacterized. The annotation marks the transcript as partial. Lineage: Eukaryota; Fungi; Ascomycota; Dothideomycetes; Pleosporales; Trematosphaeriaceae. The transcript is spliced from 2 exons. The record is from RefSeq and is a predicted model, not a curated record.
GAGAUGGACGCGGCCCCGAACUGUGCCAUUUGUAAUGCGCCCGCCUAUCCAGAAUGUCCCUGCGAGUCGGAGCGCUUGCAGAUUGCGGUCAAGCAGGCCGAGCAGCGGGCGAUGGAGGAGAAGCUGGCGGAGAUACGCGACUGGGUGAUUUCGCAUGCGCGGCAGCACAUCCUCAACGCCUUCGAACGCCUAACAUCGACGCGCAAGCAAGCGCAUUCCGCCUACCUCGCAUCCCUCCCUAAUUACAGCAUCUACAUGCAAUACUCGGGCCAUCCGCCCAUACACCCGGCGUACAUCGACCAGCUUCAGCGGCAGAUCGCAGAAGCGCACGCCGAGCUGAAGCGGGGAAUCGACGCCGACUGGCGCGCAUCCGUGUUGCGCUACCCGGAAGUCCUGGACUACUUUUACAGCCUAGUGGAGCUGCGGCUGCCGAGCGAAAGGUCGCCCAGAGUAAUAGAGCCGCCAUUCGCUGCUGCGGGGUACGCGGAUAGGGGAUACAUGGACCAUUCGAGGCUGGGGAAGGAGAAGAAGAAGAAGAGGCGAGAGGCAUCCGCUGCACCACCAGAACGGGGACGGCAUAGGGAAGAGCCAAUGCAUGCCGUUGUAGGGCGAGUGAUGAGAGGGCCGCCGCCAGUGCCAACCCCGCCUAUUGGUGGUGGGUAUCCUCGUCCGCCGGGGAUGUAUCCUUUUUGA